GAGGACUUAUAUAUUAGAAUUGAAACAAACACAUUUAUAAAAAUGAGAAUUUGGUGGGUUGGGGUGAUGUUAUUGCAAGUAGUGAAUUGUGAUCCACAGACAUGGAGUUUGGGGAAUGGAUGCAGCAGUGAAGUACCCAAAGAUCCAAACUUUGGCACCAACCUCAAUGCCACCUUCCUUCAACUCCGAGCUAAUCUCUCGGAGCCCAACAAGUUUGCCACCGCCGACACAAAAUUCUCUCCAGACUCCUCUGUUUACGCCAUGGCGCAGUGCAGAAACUACUUGUCUCCAACCGACUGCUUGGCCUGCUUCGACACCGCUGUAGACACCAUCAAAUCCAAUUGCUCCAACCUCGGUGCCCGGGCCGUCUUUGAUGGCUGUUUCCUUAGGUACGAGAGCUACGACUUCUACCAAAGGACAAGUGAGCAUUGGCUAACAUGCGAGGAUGUUUCGUCCUCGGCAGCCGGUUUCUUGGAAGAAAAAACCAGAUUGCUGAGUGACCUUGAAGUGGCAACUCCGAGGAUGAAAGAGUAUUUUGCAGCAAGUCAACGAAAUACAAUUGUUUAUGCGGUCGCGCAGUGUACUCUCACAGUCACACGACUCGGCUGCCAAGGUUGCUUACAGGCGGCAUCUAAUAGUUUGCAGAACUGCGGUGAUGCAACGGGUGGAAGGGUUACCGAUGUUGCCUGUUUUAUGAGAUAUUCCAAUCAAUCUUUCUUUCCCGAUGAUCAGACAACACCUAUCAAACUACCGGGAAAAGGAAUCGAUGGAAAGGCAGUGAUAGGGGGAACGGUUGGAGGUUCCCUACUAUUUGUGAUUGUAGCAACUGCUCUCAUGUGGUUCAAGUUUUCAAGGCAGCUCAAGAACGCUCUAAUAGCUAAUAUAUUGGGGGCUACGCAGUUGCAACUUCCGAAUAGAUAUAGCUACACUGAUUUGAAAGAAGCAACAAACAAUUUUAGUGAGGAGAAUAAAAUAGGACAAGGUGGUUUUGGUGCCGUAUACAAGGCGAUACUGAGAAAUGACACAAUUGUAGCAGUGAAGAAGUUGGAUAUGAAAUAUAGUAAAGCAAAGGAAGAUUUCGAGAGCGAAGUGAGACUUAUUAGUAAUGUUCAUCAUCGCAACCUAGUCCGUCUCUUGGGAUGCUGCACCAAGGGAUCUGACCUGCUUCUUGUUUAUGAGUUCAUGGAGAACAAAAGCCUCGAUAGAUUCUUAUACGGUCAAAAUCGAGGAUUGUUAAGCUGGAAACAACGGGUGGAUAUAAUAUUUGGUACGGCAAAGGGGAUUGCGUUUUUGCACGAGGAUUACCACACAACCAUCAUACAUCGAGACAUCAAACCGGGCAAUAUCCUACUCAACAAUCACUUCCAAGCUAAGAUUGCAGAUUUUGGUUUGGCGAGGCUUCUCCCUGAGAAUCAGACACAUGCCAGCACUAAUUUUGCAGGCACAUUGGGGUAUACAGCACCAGAGUACGCCAUCGGCGGGCAUUUGUCUGAGAAGGUCGACAUCUACAGCUUCGGAAUUGUGAUGCUUGAAAUCAUUAGCGGCAGAAGAUCCACUGAUGUCACCCAAGAUUCCACCUAUGAAUAUUUACUUAAAGAGGCAUGGAAGUUAUACGAGAAAGACACACACCAAAACCUAGCUGACGUGGCAUUGAACUUGAACGAAUAUCAAGUGGAAGAAGUGAAAAAAAUGGUGGAGAUUGCUAUGCUUUGUGUACAGGCAACGCCUUCUUCGAGGCCAACCAUGUCUCGGGUCAUUUUCAUGCUUUCUGGCGAUGAAUCCGUUGGGGUGCAGAGGGCUGUCCGAACGCCGUCUUUCAGUUAUGAAGUUGGAGUUCAUAUUGAUAAUGGCAGUUUGCUUUCUACACAAGAAUCUGCCUCAGAUUCUGAUGCCACUUCCUUACUCACUCAGAGAGUGGCAGAUCCAGAAAAAUAAACUCGUUGGGUCGGAUGCAGUGAAGAAUAUCAUUGUAGUAUUCCUAUUUUGGUGUCUCGUCGUCGUCCUACUCAUCAUCUUUACUAUAGUAAUUUAACUAUGAAUAUUAUCUCCGUUAGUAAACUCUCUUUUCAUACUCUGAAUGCGAAAUCCAAAUAUGUGGUCAUUGUUUGAAAUAACAUGCAUCCUUUCUUGCA
Molecule: messenger RNA, 2132 nt
Organism: Salvia hispanica
Lineage: Eukaryota; Viridiplantae; Streptophyta; Magnoliopsida; Lamiales; Lamiaceae
Product: proline-rich receptor-like protein kinase PERK3
Biological process (GO): protein phosphorylation
Molecular function (GO): protein kinase activity; ATP binding
Source: RefSeq, a predicted model, not a curated record